ACUGAUAUUAGUCACGUGAUACGAUGGUUGUCAAAAUGGCGGCCAUUUCGCCGAGGUCGGGAUCUUUCGAGGUAUACAUUCGGCAGCAGUGGUGUAAAGUAUUUGUAACCUUAAAUGAAGACAGUAUAACGUUGGCACUUGAUGAGAAUUUGAAUAAGUCACUUCCCCUCAACAUCAGUGCGGAUAGCACGACCUCUAGACAUGACCAAUUACCUGAAUCCAUUGCUGGACAAAAGCGACUUGUGAGAGUAAUCAAAGAGGAGCAAAAUGGACUGGGAAUUAGCAUCAAAGGAGGCAAAGAAAACAAAAUGCCAAUACUCAUUAGUAAAAUAUUUAAAGGGAUGGCAGCAGAUAAAACAGAAAAAUUGUAUGUUGGCGACGCCAUCUUAUCAGUUAAUGGAGAAGAUCUGAGAGAGGCAACCCAUGACGAAGCUGUUAGAGCCCUUAAAAAGGCCAAGAAAAUCGUGGAGCUCGAGGUAAAAUACAUCACAGAUUUCAGUCCCUGCUUUCGCAAGAUUUCAGCAUUAAAUGAAUUAGGAUGGGGAAGUCAGGAGGCCCAGAGGGAUGCAGCCAGAGCUAAUUGGACAGAAACCAAAACAAUACCACUGAAACUUUGCUAUCUCUGUCGAAAUCUCAGCAUGUCUGACCCAGAAAAACGCACCAUUGAAUUACACUCACCGGAUGGAAAAUCCACCUGCAUUAUAAGAUUUCCAGAUGCAGCCAUUGCCAGUGACUGGUUUAAUGCCAUUCAUUCAAAUGUCACAUUAUUAUUAAGUCAGUGUAUUGUGGAAGCAAAUCAAGUUAUGUCCUCAGCUCCAAACUCCAGAGAAAUUAAACAUAUUGGGUGGCUCUCGGAACAGCUUAUGAAUGAACAGGGCAGUUUGACUUGGAAGCCAGUAUUUAUAGCUUUAACAGACAAUGACAUGCUCCUGUAUGACACAGCUCCCUGGAGUAAGGAAGAAUGGGCUACUCCAUUCCAAAGCCACCCUCUGCUUGCCACGAGAUUGGUACAUUCUGGUCGACUCAGUAAUCCAAAUGCAGGGACGGAUGUUCUGACCUUUGGUACAAGGUGUGGCACUCGUAAUGGUGUAGAGACGCACAUAUUUAGGGUGGAGACUCAGAGAGAUCUAGCAUACUGGUCACGAGCCUUAGUCCAGGGAUCUCAUGGGGUAGCAGCCAUUAUAAAAGAAGUCACUUGUCCUGUAAAGUGGCAGGGCAAGGACGCUAGACUCACAAUUCACUAUGACUCCGGUUUUACCCUCCACACAGUGGCCCCCAGUGAGGGACCAGAACCCUCAACCUCCAGUGGCUCCACAGUGGCUUGGUCUUAUCCAUACGAGAAGUUACGCAUGACUGGAGAUGAUGGACAUAGAUUGCUGUGGCUGGAAUUUGCUGAUGGAUCAGAACAGGAAUUGGAUCUUGGUACAUGUCCUAAACCAAUUGUGUUUGUACUCCACACAUUUCUGUCAGCAAAAGUGAAUAGACUAGGUCUGAUGAAAAUGAGCAGUAAACAUGUGAAUAAUAUUUCACAGAAGUUAAAAAUAACUUCUCCCACUAUCUUAAGUAAAGCAGAAGAACUAGCCCAGAUGGUGGAUAUAAAAGUCGGGAGUCAGGCCUUAAAUGCUCUGAAUUUGACGGGUUCUUGUCCUGUUGUUAUGUGCUUUGAAUUGGCAGCUAAUACUGUAGGAAAGUCAUUUAACAAGGAAGAAGCUUUGAAAUUAUCUGGAGUGAAUAAAAAAGUCUAUGCAAAUGGCCUGAAAGCCUUGGAGAGCAUGUUAGAUCUAUCAACCAAGGUCACCAUCAAGGAUCUUGCAAUACAAUUUGGCUGUACACCUGCCACAGAACUAGCAACAAAAACACUCAACAGUUAUGAAGAAGAUUACAAAUCAAAGUCAUGCAGAGAGAUGGACUUCUCAUCUCCCAUGUUUCAAGCAACAGCACUUUGUGCAGCUUGUAGAAAACUCAAGAUAAAAAUAGACUGGAACAAACUCCGAGAAGUGUGCAGUAUCAAAAGAUCAACCUAUGAUAGGCUAGUAACAGAAAUGGAAAUCCAUGCAGUCAAAAUGAUGGAAACAAAAACAGUGGAAAAAAAGAAAAGAGUUCGAGGCCUUCUGGAUGAAGUUGAAAAACACCUCCAAGAUGAGGAAGUAUCAAUGAAGCAGCAGAAGAGAGAACAGGAAGAAGAAGAGGAAGUAGAUGAAUACGAGGUGUGGAAGAAGAAGAUACUAGCAGCAGCAGCAAAAGCUAAGGCUAAGGAAAAGGAAAUGAGUGCUACUUGAUUGAGUACCGUAGUGUUUGUGUUGAUUGAAGUCAAGAACUUUAAUCAAAAAAAUUUUUUUGACUGAUGCAUGUAUUGGAAAAGAUGUGGAGAAAACCUGCAGCAAAGUGAAAAUUUAUUUGAGAUACAAGUUGUUUUGUAUACAUUGUACCUAGACAUGACUCUAUUUUGUAUAAUUUAGCUGCUUUACAUCUAAAUAAAUUAUUUUGAAGAAUAAA
Molecule: messenger RNA, 2496 nt
Organism: Saccostrea echinata
Lineage: Eukaryota; Metazoa; Mollusca; Bivalvia; Ostreida; Ostreidae
Product: beta-1-syntrophin-like
Exons: 13
Coding region: 24-2279 (751 amino acids)
Biological process (GO): DNA replication
Cellular component (GO): dystrophin-associated glycoprotein complex; nuclear origin of replication recognition complex; intracellular anatomical structure
Molecular function (GO): protein binding; DNA binding; structural molecule activity
Source: RefSeq, a predicted model, not a curated record